AUGUUCUUGUCUGCUGUUCUACGGGGAUGGAGGCAGCGGGGUUGGCGGUGGGAUACGCUGCAGCGAGGCCGGCGGCGUGCGGUGCACAUCGAGUAUCCACCGCGAAAGAGGUCUCCUGUGAAGAAGCUACACGAUAGCUACGACAAGCUGCUCUUUGUAUGCCAGGGGUACAUAGACCGUCUUUCCAUCGACAAAUUGCCUCCUGCGCUGCAGCAGCGGCUGCGGGAGCUUCGGGAGAGCCCAGUGCCUCUCUACGACGGGCGGCUUCCAUGGUCAGAGGACCUGCAGAAGGCCAUAAAAAGGACGCCAGUUCCGUGUCUCGCCUUCGCCACGGGGCACUCUCAUCAUCUGCUCGAGGUGUUCACUAUGGACGAAGUACUCGCAUUUGAACGACUAAUCCCAGAAAUACGCGAGGGAUUUGCAGGUCUGACAGAGUAA
This is a messenger RNA of Eimeria acervulina, 438 nucleotides long. RefSeq lists its product as hypothetical. Lineage: Eukaryota; Apicomplexa; Conoidasida; Eucoccidiorida; Eimeriidae. The transcript is spliced from 4 exons. The record is from RefSeq and is a predicted model, not a curated record. The coding region runs from base 1 to 438 and encodes 145 amino acids.